This is a messenger RNA of Pseudoliparis swirei, 5564 nucleotides long. RefSeq names its product tau tubulin kinase 1a (gene ttbk1a). Gene Ontology annotation, molecular function: ATP binding; protein serine/threonine kinase activity. NCBI's taxonomy places the organism in Eukaryota, Metazoa, Chordata, Actinopteri, Perciformes, Liparidae. Bases 1492 to 4590 code for a protein of 1032 amino acids. Gene Ontology annotation, cellular component: cytoplasm; nucleus. The transcript is spliced from 11 exons. The record is from RefSeq and is a predicted model, not a curated record. Gene Ontology annotation, biological process: peptidyl-serine phosphorylation; peptidyl-tyrosine phosphorylation; signal transduction.
UUGGUUAUUAUCCGGGGACCAUUUGAUUAGAUUUUGGGAUCAAUUGGGUCAAAGGUCAAAGUCAAGGUCAUGGAAAGGCCAACAUCUUCUUUUUACCAUAGCACGGUCAAUUUAUAUCCAAUUGGCAUGAAACUAAUGCCAACAUGUUCAUAAUUCAAUGCCCAAUCUUGUGAUAUGCGAAGGUAUGCGCUCUACCGAGUGCCCGUUCUAGUUUUAAAUGUUCCCGUAUUCAUUUACAUCUCAUGUUCGGACUGAAGCCAACAAACAAACAAACACACACACAAACAAUGAGUCCAUCUCUGGUCGUCUGACUUCCUGUCUGUGGCUCUCCGCCCUGAGAGCAUGAAGUAACCAUGUGUCUGGAGGUGAUGGAGCUGCAGAGGCGGAGCAGCUUCCUCGUCUGUCCUGGUGGACAGAGAGACGGGUCGACGUCUCCGUGGAGACGGAGGAGAGGAAACGUCCUUUAAGCACAAAGAAACACCACAAACACGUAUCAUCCUUUGGAGGAUAUUUAGUAUUUUAGUAUUUUAUUUUGGUGACCUUCUCCUUCACUUCACUCCAGCUGUCCCUUAGUGGAGAGAAUGCAACUAAACGUUCAUUUAUCUCUUCCUAAAACAAGCAAAAAAUAAUAUUUAACCGGGCACAAAAACAAGAGAAAGAAAUCUGAACAUUCAUUAAAGUUUAAAAAAUUUAACACGUUUCAGUUUAGUUUUUUUUCUUCUCAUAUUUGACAAACUAAUAGUCUGAACUCUGAGAUUAAAGUCCCACGUUUCUUUACUCUAUCUAAAAUAUUAUUUUACUUCAAAGAACCUCACCCUCUCUGAGAAUAAUUGUAUUAUUACGAAUUGAUAUAUUGAUCUCCUGUUUCCUCUCCUCUGUGACAGUUUCCUUUGAGCUCAUUCGUCUCCUCGUCUCCUCUAGAUGAAGUUUCAGAUUUAGAUAACUCAGAAGAUGAAUUUGGAGUUCUGAGUUUAAAGUCUAAAUUCAUAGUUUUCUCUCCGUGCCGUUGUUUUAUACGUUCAUCGGCCUCUUUUUCACAAAACUCUUAAAAAUAUUUCACUCUAAAACUCAGAACGUUUCUCUCUUUCAGAAGAACGGUUAUUGAUUUAAUCUCAUACAUGUUAUAUAAUGAAGUGUUACAUUUAAAAAAGAAAAACAAAAUACAUAUAUAUCAGUACAAGUGUUAGAAUGUUCUUGUGUGAUUUCAUGAAAAACCUUUUACUUUGACAUCAGAUGUUCAGUUUGUAUUGAUUUCAAUCAUCACUUUAUUUGUUAUCAAUGAUUUAUGUUCUCCGUGUGUUUUGCCUUCAUCUUGUUGUGCUUCAGUGUUGUUUUUUGUUUUUCUUACAGUUUCCUUUGGACUUAUGAUUUUGACGUGCAUGCCUCCCCGUUUCUCCAUCAUCUCCAUGGUUACCCAGGGAUCCGAGGACGGUGGCGGGGUUCAGAGGGACGGUCCGCUACGCUUCGGUCAACGCUCACAAGAACAAGGAAAUGGGUCGCCAUGACGACCUGUGGUCACUGUUUUACAUGCUGGUGGAGUUCGCCGUUGGACAGUUGCCAUGGCGAAAGAUCAAAGAUAAGGAACAAGUUGGUCAGAUUAAAGAGCGCUACGACCACCGGAUGCUGCUCAAGCACAUGCCUUCAGAGUUUAACGUCUUCCUGGACCACGUGCUGGCUCUGGACUACUACACCAAACCAGACUACCAGCUGCUGAUGUCGGUGUUCGAGAACAGCAUGAAGGAGCGGAUCAUCACCGAGAACGAGCCUUUCGAUUGGGAGAAGGGAGGCGGUGAUGUCACGCUGUCCACCAGCACCUCCAGCCAACCACAGCACAACACCCGGCCCACCGCCGCCAUCGUGGGAGCCAUCACGACGCCGGUUCCCGGAGACCUCCAGCGAGAGAACACCGACGAAGUUCUGCAGGACGAACAUCUGAGCGACCAGGAGAACGCCCCCCCGGUGCCGGCCAGCCGGCCCCCCGGAGAGACGGGCGUCGCCAACGCCGGGGAGCCCGGAGAAGCCUGGGAGGACACGGACUUCAACCGCAACAGACUCAGGAUCAGCCUGAACAAGGGCGCCCAGGAGGAGGAGGUGAGUCGGGGGGGGUGUCCCGCGUCGCCGGUUCGAGGCGGAGUCCCGGAGUCACCGAACGGUCAGGGUCGGUCCUUGAGGUACCGGCGGGUCAACAGCCCCGAGUCGGACCGCCUGUCUGCCGCCGAGGGCCGGGCCGACGGCUUCGGACAGAGGUCCAGGAUGGACAUCCUCGGCUCUCCGUCCCGCCACGUCUACUCCUCCCAGCCGGCUCAGAUGCUGUCCAUCGACCCCGGUUGCCGUGGCGACCGGCUGGCCAGCGGCCGGCAGGAGGCGUCGGUGGCGUCGGUCGACCAGGAGGCGCACAGCAACGCCUUCAUCCGCUCCGUCCCGCUGGCCGAGGAGGAGGACUUCGACAGCAAAGAGUGGGUGAUCAUCGACAAAGAGGCGGAGUUACGGGACUUCCAACCGACCACGUCGGGAACCACUGACGAGGAGCCCGAGGAGCUCCGCCCCCUGGAGGAGCAGGAGGAGAGGAGGAGGCUCAGGGCAGCAGGAGUGGAGCUGGUGGUCCGUCCAAAGACCCACAACCGGGACAGCAGCCGGGGGAUGCUAACGCUGACGGAGGAGGAGGCGUCGAGGAGGAGCGGCGGGAGCCCCGCCCAGUCGCCGUGUCACUCGCUGCCGUCGGGACGCCCCCGCCGGAGAGAGUCCGAGCCCAACGGACCUCAAAGACCGGCGAUGUCGCCCCCGGAGCAGAGCAACCCGUCACCGCCGUCCCCGGACUAUCGCACCAAGGGCCAGAGCGACGAGAAGGAGCACUUCCACAUCCUCCCUCAGCUCCGGGCCAAGAGGGCCGACUUCCUCGCCGUCAUGCUCACCGGCACUCUGCCUCAGCGCCGGAGCUUCCCCGCGGCGGAGGAGGAAGAAGAAGAAGUCCGGGAACCUUCGGGGCCGAGGGACGACGACGUCACCAAGAGCGAGUCCGACAACGAGGCCAGCCAGAAGAGCACCGAGCGCAGCCAGGACGCCGCGCCGUCCACGCUCAUGGCCGAGGACCAGAGGGGCCGGCGGGAGCACGCCUUGGCCGCCGACGACGCCGACCCCGACCUGGAGGACGCCUCCAAGACCCUCGUCCUCUUCUCGCCCGGGGACACUCGCAAGUCGCCCUCCGGAGAUCACGUCCUGGAGGCGGAGCUGGCCGCCACGCCGUGCGCGCUCAACUCCCGGACCGACCGGGAGGCGGUUCAGCCGGAACCCUCCGAGACCGGCCGCCUGUCCCCCGCCGUCCGGUCGGACCUGAGGCCGUCCACGCCCAUCGCCCCGGCGUCGCCGCCCUUCACCAAAGUCGAGCGCACGUUCGUCCACAUCGCCGAGACGUCGCACCUCAACGUCAUGUCGUCCGACGGUCACUCCGCCAGGGAGAGCGACCGGGACGUCUCGGCCGCGGCGAAGGCGGCGGCCGCGGAGGACGGCGGCGGCGAGCGAGGGGCGGCGCCGGAGACGCGAGAGUCCGCGGAGGAGUCGGUGCCGGAACUAACCGCGCCGCUCGAAGAACGCCUGGAAACUGAGAACGGUCCGUCAGCCGCUCCGCUCCGGUCCGUGUCGCCGGUUCGUGAACUCGCAGAUCCGUCGCCGGAAGCUAAAGAACCGCCGUUACCCGGCGAACUUCAGGCGACCGGAUCAGAACCGCCGGCCGCCGCGAAACCCCGGAUCCGAAGCCGAAUCCCGAUACUCGUCUCCGAAGAGGACUCGGGCUCCGAGCGGUCCUCCUCCCUCUCCGCUCGGGCCCGGCUCCGGCGGCGGGCCCGGCAGCCGGACUUGGCCCGCGUGCUGGUCCAGAAGCAGCAGGGUCGCUGGAUGAGGAAGAGGAUGGCGUCCGGGACGUCGUCGUCCGUGUCCUCCGGGGACGACGAGCGGCGCCGGGCGUCUGAAACUCUGUCCGCCGCCGGCUCGGAGGAGGACACGCACACCUUGGACGAGUCCAGGAGGAGCUCCCGUCUCAAGCCCACCGAGGAGCGAGGCUCCAAGGAGUGCAGGAGCAGGAUCCCCAGGCCCGCCACCCCCGUGAAGAGGCCGCCGGUGGGGCUCGCCGCUCCUUCUCCUCUCUCCAUGCCGGACUCCAGCACGACCAAAGGAGCGCCAUCCUUCACCAAUGGGAAUCAGAAAAUUGGACGAAACGCUCAACGGAAAUCCAAACCCGUCGCCCCCAGGUCCUCCUCCUCUUUUCCCCGUCCGUCCGCCGGCCCGUCCGGCAGCCCUCGGAUGCCCCUGCGGGUCCUGUUCGGAACCCGCCGCAGCCUUAGCUCCAACCGCUGCCGGACUGACAGCCCCUCCCCCCAGAGAGUCUGUCCGUCCAGGCAGCCGCUCUCGGUGCGAACCCCGACCGUCCCGGUGCUGCCGCCCAGGACUACAACGACCCUGCGGCGCAGCGCCUCGCAGGAAGCCACCGCCGCCCAGACCUUCGACGGCACCGCGCCCGCCGGGACCAGGCCGAAGACCGCCGGCGCGGCCAAGGGGAAGCCGAGCGCCAAGGAGAAGGCGGCGCCCGCUAGAUAAUACAAAGAGACUCGUGAGCCGAGACAUGUUUGUGUAUAAUCAGUCUUCGGACAAAGCUACGCCUCAAAGGUCCUCACCUGAUAUUAGACCGUGAUCUUACAAUCGCCUCUUUCAAUUCAUUUAAUGUACACGGACAUCUUUAUUGAGUUGUUUUAUUUUCAAAGGACAGCUUGCUGAAUUAUCUUCAUGGGCUUCCAGUAAUCUAGACUGAGCGUCGUUGCGAUGGUGCUACGGAUUCGCCUGCUGCUCCCCUCAAACCGUCCAUCUACCUGGUGUCUGGAGCCGUGACAUCUCGGCUUCAGACACUCUCACCUUUACACGGUACUCCCGGCUUGUCCACAGCUACGUAUACUACUCCUCUAGUACCCUGCUUGGUUGCAUGGUGAAGUAUAUCACAAAUGCAUUGAAUCUGUAAAUGGAAACAAAUAUUUAAAAAACAUGGACAACAAUCUAUACCUUUGGUAUAGUUCUCCUAUUUGGAUAAACAGGCGCCAAAAUAGACCGAAUUCGACUGGUUUUAAUGCCCGAUUAAUGAUAAUAUAAUAAUGGAUUCCUAACUAUAUCCUGUGCUCAUUAUAGUCUCGGAUUAAAAGAAGAGUUGGAUGUGAACACAAAUAAACCGCUCGCUGCCGCCUCCUCCUCAUGGUGUGACAAUGGGCAUGCUUUAAUCAUUCUAUUUUCUGGGUGUUUUUUCUUUUUUCUUUAUGCUCUGAAUUGUAUAUAAUAGAAAUCAUUCCCUCAUAAAGACAUCUUUAUUUUGUAUCUUGCCAAGCAAAAGUGCAAAGUCUUCUUUAACCUUCCGUUCCAAUGUGUUGGCAUUAUGCCCGUUUUUUACGCAUGAGAAAAACAGGGUUAAUUGGCGAGGGGACGUUAUACCUGCUUGGAUCCCGCUGACGGUGGUUGUUGGAGCCCACGUUGUGUCUGUAGGGGGUCGAUGGGCACUGAGCUGUGAAGUAAAGUCUUGGUUGUGUGGA